Messenger RNA from Capsicum annuum, 1614 nucleotides. Its product is annotated as aspartate carbamoyltransferase, chloroplastic. Gene Ontology annotation, biological process: 'de novo' pyrimidine nucleobase biosynthetic process; amino acid metabolic process. Gene Ontology annotation, molecular function: amino acid binding; aspartate carbamoyltransferase activity. The record is from RefSeq and is a predicted model, not a curated record. The coding region runs from base 190 to 1404 and encodes 404 amino acids. The transcript is spliced from 6 exons. Lineage: Eukaryota; Viridiplantae; Streptophyta; Magnoliopsida; Solanales; Solanaceae.
CAACCUGUCAACAACAUAGGGAAAACAUCCUAAAGCAAAACAAAACAGAUUGUAAAUUCCUCGCUCCUACCGAAAGCAAGAAAAAAAAAUAAAAAGUUUGCCCUGUUGUGUUCCAGUGAAGAAGCACGAAGAGCAAAAAACUAAAGGAAUUAAUUGCUGCUGCUGUCUGUCUGUCAUCUCUUCAUAGCCAUGGCUUCCCCAGUGAGUGAUCUCAAUAUGGCUAUUUCCGCAACAUUUUCUUCACAUGGAUUUCAUGGGAAAAUAAUUGUGUCACCUCCUAGUAAGAGUUUCUCCAACUUUGGAGGCAAUAAGUCUAUCUGUUUACUUGCCGACAUGUCCAAAUCAUGGUCAUCAUCCUCUGUUGAAUUGUUUAAAAAGGGACGAAAUCAAUACCAUAUUUCAACGAAUAGCAACACAUUCCACUGCAGAGCAUUGGAGAUGGAAAAGAAGUCUUCGAAUAUGAUUGGGAAUAAGUUUCAGCUUGAUGAUGUAAUUGAAUCUCAGCAGUUUGAUAGAGAUACUCUCUGUGCCAUAUUUGAAGUGGCACGGGAGAUGGAGAAAAUUGAGAAGUCGUCGAUGGGAAGCGAGAUUCUUAAGGGUUAUCUUAUGGCCACUCUCUUCUAUGAACCCUCAACUAGGACUAGACUUUCAUUUGAAUCUGCCAUGAAGCGUUUAGGUGGAGAAGUAUUGACAACUGAAAAUGCUCGUGAAUUUUCAUCUGCAGCAAAAGGAGAGACACUUGAAGAUACAAUUAGAACUGUUGAAGGGUACUCUGAUAUCAUUGUUAUGAGACAUUUUGAAAGUGGUGCUGCUAGAAGAGCCGCAUCGACUGCAAGUAUUCCAAUAAUAAAUGCAGGAGAUGGUCCUGGACAACACCCAACUCAGGCCCUUCUAGAUGUGUACACCAUUGAAAGAGAAAUAGGAAAACUUGAUGGUAUAAAAGUUGCUCUUGUUGGUGAUCUAGCUUAUGGGAGAACAGUUCGUUCACUUGCUCACUUGCUUGCUAAGUACCAAGAUGUGAAAAUUUACUUUGUAUCCCCUGAUGUGGUUAAAAUGAAGGAUGACAUAAAGGAUUAUUUGACAUCAAUGGGGGUUCACUGGGAAGAAAGUGCUAAUCUGUUGGAGGUGGCUUCUAAAUGUGAUGUGGUAUAUCAAACUCGUAUUCAAAGAGAAAGAUUUGGAGAGAGGGUUGAUUUGUAUGAAGAAGCUCGAGGGAAGUAUAUCGUGGAUCUGAGUGUCUUAAAUGCUAUGCAGAAACAUGCAGUGGUGAUGCAUCCUUUGCCAAGACUUGAUGAGAUAACUGUCGAUGUGGAUGGGGAUCCAAGGGCUGCUUAUUUCAGACAAGCUAAGAAUGGUCUUUACAUUCGGAUGGCUCUUUUGAAGCUUCUACUCCUUGGUUGGUGACAGAUGCAAAAUUUUUAGAUCUGGAAUAUCGCGCAACCAUGCUUUGUUAUCCAUGUGAGUGUGGAUUUUGAGCGCGUUGUAGAAUUCAAGAGUUUUGUCAACUAUUUUAGCAUAAAAGAAAACCAAACCUCUUUCUUUGUUCAAUCUCUUUUAAAGAAUGUUUACUUUUACCUCUCUAUCGUUUUACAUAAUAUCACCGCUCAUUUUCAA